Molecule: messenger RNA, 2640 nt
Organism: Penicillium manginii
Lineage: Eukaryota; Fungi; Ascomycota; Eurotiomycetes; Eurotiales; Aspergillaceae
Product: alpha-L-rhamnosidase
Exons: 3
Coding region: 1-2640 (879 amino acids)
Biological process (GO): carbohydrate metabolic process
Source: RefSeq, a predicted model, not a curated record
AUGCCACUCAUUGAAACGCCCACGGUUGAACAACAUGCGACAGGGUUCGGCAUUGGGACGGCCACUCCGCCAUACGAAUUGCAAGUCGUUCGUUUGGACCGUGAAUCACAGGAAGAGACCUUUCUCGUGAAGAGCAAUACCUCAAUUCUAGUUCCAUGGCCUAGUGCCCCGCUAAGGUCGAGAGAAGUUGCUCAAGUCCGAGUUCGGGUCUAUGGCGGCAGUUCUGGCCACGAGCAAGACGAAGUCUCUGAAUGGUCUCCCUGGAAGGUUGUUGAGUGUGGAUUGCUUGAUCGCAACGACUGGAAAUUUAAUCCGAUCGCAGCCCCAGGAGCUUCUCAGCCAGAUAGUCCUUUGCGGCCAGUACGGUUUCGAAAAGAGUUUCAAAUCCCCACAUCAAGUUCUAUUGAGAAGGCUCGCCUCUUCAUCACAAGCUUUGGUGUCUACCGUGCCUUCGUCAACGGAAAUGCCGUGGGCGAUCAAUGCCUUUCUCCAGGGUGGACGAGCUACCGUCAUCGCUUGAACUACCAAACAUUCGACGUGACAUCACUCCUAAAUCCCAACGGCCCUAAUGCCUUAGCGGUGGAGGUUGCCGAGGGCUGGUAUGCAACACGCCUCGGGUUUCGUGGUGGGAGAAGGCAGCUUUACGGAGAUCGACUGGCAGUUAUGGCCCAGCUCGAAGUCCAUCAAGGAUCCGACAAAGAUCUGUUUUCACUCGGCACGGACAGCACAUGGACUUGCACACCCAGUGCAAUCAUUCGAAGUGAGCUCUACGACGGCGAGACUUACGAUAUCCGCGAAGAGAAUCCAGCCUGGAACGCUUCUGAGCUCGAGACCCGGUCGGCUCAGACAUCUAGCUGGGUCCAAGUUCAGAAGCUAGACUUUCCAAAAGCAAUACUGGUGGCCCCAGAUGCUCCCCCUGUCCGCAUAACUGAGGAGAUCACUCCUAUUUCAGUUCAGACGACACCGCUAGGGAAGACAGUCAUUGAUUUUGGUCAAAAUAUGGUAGGCCGCCUUCGAGUGCGCUCCAUGAAACUGCCCGCCGGAUCCAUGUUGUCUUUCACGCACACCGAAGUGCUAGAGAAUGGUGAGAUCGGGACUCGACCACUCCGACACGCUAAGUGCACAGACGAGAUUAUCUGUGAUGGUAGUGAAAUCCUCAAUUGGUCGCCACAAUAUACAUUUCACGGCUUCCGUUACGUCCAGGUUGAUGGCUGGGAUGAGGAGCAACAUGGAUUGCUUCGAGACAAUCUCUCAGCGCUCGUGAUGCAUACCGACAUGACUCGUACUGGUUGGUUUUCUUGCUCUCAUCCUAUGGUCAACAAACUACAUGAGAAUGCCUUGUGGAGUAUGCGCGGUAAUUUCCUGUCCAUACCUACAGACUGUCCCCAAAGGGACGAAAGGCUAGGUUGGACUGGAGACAUUCAGAUCUUUUGCUCAUCAGCAAACUUCUUGUAUGACACUGCCGGAAUGCUUGGCGGCUGGCUUGAAGAUGUAUCGGCUGAGCAACUUAAUGAGAACGACGGCUGUGUGCCUCCAUUUGUGGUCCCCAACAUUAUCAGUCAAGAAUUGUGGCCACAUACGCCCCAAGCCGUAUGGGAUGAUGUGGUGAUUCUGACUCCCUGGGAUCUCUAUCGUUCCUAUGGUGAUAUUGACAUUCUUCGUCGUCAAUAUCAAAGCAUGAUCGCGUGGAUCGACCGGGGUAUCCGACGUGGUUCCGAUGGAUUGUGGGAUCCCAAUCUAUGGCAGUUGGGAGACUGGUUGGACCCCACAGCGCCACCCAUUGAACCAGGCGAUGCACGCACAAGUGGAACCCUCGUUGCAGAUGCAUAUCUUGUACAUGUGACAUCUGUGAUCUCUCAAAUCAGCGAGAUCUUGGGGCACGGUCAAGACACUGCGCGCUUUAGAACCGAUCAUGCGAAGCUGAAAGCAAUGUUCCAGGCGAAGUAUAUUGCGUCUUCUGGAUUGCUAGUCGGUGACACUCAAACAGCUCUUAGCCUUGCCUUGAUGUAUGACCUUCACCCCACAACUGAAGAGGCUACGGCUGCGGCAUCUCGCUUGGUUCAUCUUAGUGGGAACCCUCAGAUUGCUUAUCGAAUGUUGCUUGAAAAGAGCCGUCCGUCAUGGAUGUACCCAAUCACCAUGGGAGCGACGACUAUGUGGGAGAGGUGGGAUAGCAUGCUGCCAGACGGAUCUAUCAACCCAGGAGAGAUGACUAGCUUCAACCACUAUGCCCUUGGAUCCAUCAUCAACUGGCUCCAUUCCAAUGUUGCCGGUGUGAGUCCUCUUUCAGCCGGCUGGAAACAGAUCAAAGUGUCACCGACUCCAGGAGGCACAAUAGACUCGGCUGAGGCAAUUUAUGAAACUCGGUACGGAAGGUUGGAGUGCAAAUGGUCGGUUGAGAAAGAAGGAGGGCUCUUCAACUUAGAUAUCUUGGUUCCUGCGAAUAGCCGCGCGCUGGUCGUACUUCCGAGCCGAGAAACUUUGGCGAAAUACAAGUCUGACCCUGAAGAAGGGGUUUGGGUGGGCUCUGGACGUCACAAGUUUUCCGUGCCUUUUGAGUGGGAGGACUACUCUAGCGAUUGGCCUCCUAAGCCACUUAUUCCGAUUAUGCGAAAACCUGAGCCGGAUCAGAUUGCUUGA